This is a messenger RNA of Leptopilina heterotoma, 2722 nucleotides long. Its product is annotated as unconventional myosin-XIX-like. The record is from RefSeq and is a predicted model, not a curated record. Gene Ontology annotation, cellular component: actin cytoskeleton; myosin complex; vesicle. Lineage: Eukaryota; Metazoa; Arthropoda; Insecta; Hymenoptera; Figitidae. The transcript has 12 exons. Bases 1 to 2553 code for a protein of 850 amino acids. Gene Ontology annotation, molecular function: actin filament binding; microfilament motor activity; ATP binding. Gene Ontology annotation, biological process: vesicle transport along actin filament; actin filament organization.
AUGAAUUCUAUUGAAUUCGAUUCGAUAAAUAAUCUUAAUGCAAUUCCUGACAAUGAAGAUUACAUCAUUCAGUAUUUAAUAAAUCGUCUAAAAACAGGAAAAACUUACACUUGGGUCGGUCAAAUUCUCUUAUCACUAAAUCCCCAAGAAAAUUAUUCUCCCGAAUUACAAUAUUCCUCGAAAAAUAAUUUCUUCGAUAAUAAUUUCCUCGAUUCAUCACAAUUUUUCCAAAAGAACAUUAAACCUCAUAUAUUUGCAGUUGUUGCAAAUGCGCAUUUUAAACUUCUAAACAAUCUCGGUCGACCUUCUCAGGUAAUUCUGAUAAGCGGUGACAGUGGCACUGGAAAAACUUUCAAUGCAAAUCAGGCAAUAAACUUUCUCGCAGCAAUUAAUAAAAGUUCAUCGACUUGUUUAUUGAAUGGAAAAAAAGGAGAAAAAUUUGUGGAAAAAAUUGUCAAGUCUUGUCCUUUAAUUACUGCAUUCAGUACAGCGAGUACGGAGAAAAAUUCUCAAAGUUCAAGACACGGGCAAUUAAUACGUUUUGAAUAUGAGAAGGGAAUUAUUUCCGGUGCUUCGAUUCAAUCGUUUCUCCUCGAGCGAACGCGUGUCACGAGAGGAAAUAAUAAUUUUAUCAUUUUUUAUCAGCUUCUCUUCGGAUCCUCAGACUCUGAACUCCAGAAUUUCGGUUUAUCGAAGGAAGAAACGUAUAAUUUACUGGGACAAAAUCCCUACGUCCAAAAUGAAAAAUUGGAUCAAAGUUUGCAAAAAACUCUAACAGCCAUGAGAGAUUUUGGUUUUUCCGAAAAAGAGAGAGAAGAAAUUCUCAAUAUUAUCGCUUUGCUGAUACAUUUGGGAAAUGUAAAAUUUAUCGAGACUGGCGACGGUUCGACAGCAAUUGAUAUUGAAAAUAAAGUUUCUAGAAAAGCUCUCGAAAAAGCGAGUGCACUGUCUGCAGUGUCAGAAAAUGAAUUAAACGAAUUAUUAACAACAACUUUGAUAAGCACUCAAAGUCAAUGGCGAAGACAUUCGACGUAUCGACGAAAUCUCGGCUUAAUUGAAAUUUGCCGAAAUCGAUUAUUCAGCAUUAUUCGUCACUUGUACGAUAAUUUAUUUCACUGGUUAAUAGAUCGUAUAAAUCAAAUUUUAUCCUCCGGAGAUGAGUAUCACAAUUGGUUGGGAAUAUUAGACAUUUUUGGAUUCGAAUCAUUCGCCAUAAACGGUCUCGAGGAACUUUCAAUAAAUUAUGCGAAUGAACGGCUACAAUUAUAUUUUAUGCGAGAUUAUUUAGAAUCAGGACAUCAGGAAUUAUUGGAGGAAGGUUUAAGUGAUUUACCAACUCCAAGAAUUAUAGACGUCUAUCGAGAUCGAUUAAAUGCCAUUGAAGUUAAUUUAUUUACAGUCUUGAAUGAUGCCAGUCAACAUUCAGUACAAAAUAAAAAUUUUCAUCUAAAAAAUCAAUUUCGAAAAGUCGACAAUAUUUUUUUUAAACUGUCCAAAAAUAAUGAGACAUUUAUCAUUAAUCACUAUUCGCAACCAGUCGAAUAUUCUUUGCAAGAUUUGCUCUCAAAAAACAGUGACAAGGUUCCAAAUGAACUGGCAAAUAUUUUUUCUGAGUCGUCAAACAGUCUUUUGAAAUUCUUAUCAGCCAUGAAUGAAAAUAAUUUUCAGAAUAAGGACAGUAAAAUUUAUACAAGAAAAGGAACAACUCUGGCAAAAGUCAAACGCAGUUUAGAUGCUCUUUUGAAAGAACUCAAAAAGUGUGACACUAAUUACGUUAAAUGUGUAAUGCCAAGAUUUAUCGAAAAUUCUUGGGACAAAAUAGAAUUAAAAAGACAAUUAAUUUAUACGGGAAUUUUAGACGCUUUACCACUUGCUAGAUGUAAAUUUUCAAUUCGUCUCCUUUAUGAAGAAUUUAUUAAACGUUAUUCGAAAAGGGACUGUGAUUGGAAAAAUAUUUCCUCCCCAAUAAUUGACUCCACUUUUCAUAUUCAACGAUGUGAGGAAAUUCUUAAAGAAUCAUCAAACAUGGAAAAUGAAUCGUCAAUGAUUUUUUUCGGAAAACGUUUAAUUUUCCUCAACGAAUCAUUUUUCUUCAAAUUAGAAAAUCAGAGAAAUAAAUAUCUCAAUCAUUGUGCACUCAAGAUACAAAUUUUUUGGAAAAAUUAUCAAUUAAAAAAAGUUGCGAGUCUAAAUGUCAGAGAAUCAACUUCAAUUGUCGAGAAAAGAAAAAAAUCAAUUCUCCACAAAUUAUUGUCGAACAAUAAAAAUUGCACGAUUGUAGAAAAAUCAAAAAAUACACAAAAAUUAAAUGAUAGCUCGAGGCUUGAAUUAAUAGAUUUCACAAAUUCUUUGCAUAUUAAAUCCAAUCAAUAUGGACAGUGUCAUAGUACUAUUUCAUUUGAACGUAACGUAUUUUUUUACAAUAACCGAAUUAUCAGUCGUCAACGACUUGCUGAAGUACCUAUUCGAUUCCACACUCGACUUACAUGCCUGUCGAAUUCUCAUUGUUUGCCAAAAUCAGAAUUGCCAAAUGGCCUCGAGGACUGUCUUUGAUUUCCAAUAAGUGUCUAAAAAUACGAUUUAGUUUUAAUUUAUAGUUUAUUGGAAAAAUUUAGUUAAUUUUAAAAUUAUAGUUGAGUUUUGUAUUUUUGGAUAGUUCAGUUAUAGUUGGUGUUUGUAUAAUCAAGUAAUUAAUAUAAUAAAGAAAUAUUUGGAUAUUUUA